AUGGAAAUUGAGGUUGAACAAUUGAAAUUGAAGUUACAAGAAUCUGAAUCAAAACAGUUGGCCAUCGCUCAUUUGGCAAAGGAGGUAUUAGAUAAAGAUAAAGAGAAAGAUCAGCGUCUUUUAACUCUUACUGAAGAGAAUCAACAACUUCUUCAAGAUUUAACUCGAUUACAAGCAUUAAUCAAAAGUCGUGAUGAAUAUCUGGCUGAUACUGAAAGCGAAGUAGCGAAACUUCGCAGUGAAAUUGCUGAAAUCAAUUCGUGCAAAAGUGGAUAUUUAGAAAUGGAACAGAAAUUGUCUUUGCUCCGUGCUGAGGUUGAUGAAAAAACUGGAAUGUUACUGCAGCGACAGCAAGAAGUACAAGACCUGAAAAAAAUAUUAGUUUCGAAAGAACGGGAACUUCAAGAAGUGUCAAAAAAACCUGAAACUAUAGUUCCUCAUACACCAAAUAAAUUUUCAGAAUCAGAGCAAACAAAAUUGAAGGAAAAAAUGGUUAUCCUUUAUAUAGAAUUGGAAUCAGAAAAAAUCGUGAUGGCUGAAGAAAUUUCAAUCCUGCAAGAAAAAUUACUUUUUACUAAUCGAAAUUUAGAAAAUGAGCGAAGUCGUGUAGAAGAACUUACUACCAUAUGUAACGGCUACAAACACGAUGUGGAUGAGUUGAAAGUACUGUGUAAUGAACUAACAUCUAAAUUGGAAAACAGCAACAAGUCGAAAAUGGCAAAAAAAGGAAAUUCUAUGUUCUUUGAGUUUGUUGAUGAAAGAGUCAAAUUGGAAAAAGAUCUCCUGACGUUGAAAGCCCAAAAUGACUUUCUUAUUAGUCAAAAAGAAGCAAAUGAAUUGGAAUUAAACGAAUUGCGACACGAGUUGGUUCUUGCAUUAACUUCGCAUAAGGAUAAAGAAACAUUAGGUGGUGAUACGAGCACGUUACAAUCGGAAAUCUCUCGAUUGCGUACGGAAGUAAUGACACUUAAUACCAAGUUACGAAAUAGAUACAGUGAAAAUAUUGAAGAAUCAGUCCCAAACACAUCUCGAGUCGUUGACUUCAAAGAAUUCGCUUUCAAUAGCCUUAAAGAAGAAGUGAAGGUGUUGUAUGGGAAGUUAGAAAAGGCAGAAAAGGACCGUACGGAAUAUUUUGAUAAAGCUCGAGAGUAUGAGAUUCGGUAUCUAGAUCAGCAUAGGCGAUCUCGGGAAUUAGCUAAUUUAGUAGAGUCCAUGAAGAAGCGCCUUGUUUUGGAUUCAAAGAAACAUUCAAAUAAUGCUUUUCUGACAACUCUAAAGCCAUGCAGAGAAGCUCUAUCUGAACAGAUAACAAGUCUCAAUGAAAAAAUUGCUGAUAUCAAUCAAAUCGAUUCUGGAGAUCCAGCCAUUAGUGUAAUGCAAAGUUCUUUGAUGUAUUCAGUGUCAGAUCCUAAAAUCUCAGCGAAUCCUACGAAAGAGGAGAAAAUUGCGGAUAGAAAAAAUGUAUCGGAUCCAAUUCCCCAUGGAGCAGCAGUUGCUGAUCAAAAUGAAGCUCCAAAUACAACGUUGAAGCCUAGUGAAGAAAAAGUUUCCACGAAAAAACGAUUGAAAUUUGAAUUACGUAAUGAAGAAAGUAAACAGAUCUCAGAUGACAACAGGCUAGAUGAGUAUAUUUUCAAACGAAGACCGGAACGAAAAAUAAUCAAAAAAGUAUGUGAAGCUAAUCGUCUCUGA
This is a messenger RNA of Thelazia callipaeda (thelaziosis nematode), 1692 nucleotides long. The record is from the annotation of a GenBank genome assembly. Lineage: Eukaryota; Metazoa; Nematoda; Chromadorea; Rhabditida; Thelaziidae.